GCUGGCUUCUCCUUACCUGGUUCAGUGUCAGCGGGGCAGAGGAAGACAAGACAGUGUGUGGUUUUAAAUGCUUAGUACUGAAUUACAGUUUACGACUGACGAACACUUCAGGCUUAAUUUCGUUUACUUUGCAUUUUUUAAAACAUUUUCCUAAACCGUGUUUCUCGUGGACAGUAUUAAAACAUGAAGGUAGAACACUGCAUGUAAAGAUCCUAGAAAUCAUAUUGAUAAAGGUGUCAGAGCAUCGCUCUCAGGGCCAGAAAUGGCUGAAUUCUGGUUAAUUUCAGUUCCCCUUGACAAAACAAGCCAGAAAUCUCUGGAGAGAAUGCAAGCUGUGACAACAAAAGCUAACUUAUCCAAUAAUUUCAAAUUCACAAUCCCAGAUCUGAAGGUGGGAACCUUAGACCUUCUCAUUGGGCUGUCUGAUGAACUUGGGAAACUGGACACCUAUGUGGAGGGUGUUAUAAAGAAACUUGCCCACUACAUGUCUGACGUAAUAGAAGAAUCCAAAGACAAAAUACACGAAAACCUGCUGGCCAAUGGAGUUGACCUGGUGACCUAUUUGACACAGUUUCAAUGGGAUAUGGCAAAAUACCCAACAAAGCAGCCUCUGAAGAAUCUGGCAGAAAUCAUAUCAAGGCAAAUCUCCCAGAUUGAGGCAGAACUGAAGUCCCGCAAUAUAGCAUAUAACAAUGUGAAGGCGAGCCUGCAGGGCAUGGAGCGGAAAGCCAUAGGGAACCUUCUAACCCGGACUCUAACAGACAUUGUUAAUAAGGAUGAUUUUGUGCUGGACUCUGAAUACCUGACAACUCUGCUGGUGGUUGUUCCAAAGGCAAAUUACUCCAUUUGGCAAAAGACCUAUGAAUCUCUGUCUGAAUUUGUUGUCCCUCGUUCGACAAAAAAGAUAAUGGAGGACUCUGAAGGAGGACUUUUCACCGUAACCUUGUUCAAGAAGGCUGUCAGCGACUUCAGAAUAAAAGCCAGGGAAAAUAAGUUUACAGUUAGAGAGUUCAGCUUCAAUGAGACCGAGCUGCAGGCUGAGAAAGAGGAAAUGACACGGCUGGCAGCUGACAAGAAACAACAAUUUGGUCCUCUUUUGAGAUGGCUAAAGGUAAAUUUCAGCGAAGCAUUUACUGCUUGGAUCCAUGUGAAGGCACUGAGGGUAUUUGUGGAAUCUGUCUUGAGGUAUGGGCUCCCGGUUAACUUUCAAGCAAUUCUACUGCAGCCCAGCAAGAAGAACAGUAAACGCCUGAGAGAAAUAUUAAAUUCACUCUACAAGCACUUGGACGGUGUGGCAGCAUCAAGCAAGCUGGAUGCUGGAGUUGAUCUUCCUGGAUUAGGUCUCAGCAACCAGGAAUACUAUUGCUAUGUCUACUUCACGAUUGAUGUGAAUCUGAUUGAUCUUUAACAGGUGUAGGUGCCAAGGUACUGUACAGAGGAGGUCCAGUCCUCAUCCGAGAGAGAAGUCAAAGGAAACCACAAUAAACAAAUUGGGCCCAUGUCAGGUUGUUUCAAAUGAAUAAGAAUAAUGGUAAUAUUCCGGAAAUCUAGCUUUCACUGCUUUAACAAAUUCAGUACAAGAUCAAGUUGCUUUAUAGCUAUAGUAUAAUGCAUUUGUUUUCAUUCUGUAAUCUAGAGAUCUCGACAAACAUUUAGCCAUAUUACUCAAGAGUAACAAAAGCGAGACGACUUAAAGUCUAUGCACUUCCUGAAACGCAAUGACACGCAGGCAUUCUAAGCAUGGAUCGGUAGCUGAAGGCUAAGCAUGACCGGUUUACUCAGCUGUGUUCUAGUGGGAAAAAAAGUCCCUUACACUGACGGUACGCUGUGAAAAUGGCACAAACCCCAACUGCAACACAUACAGGGAUACAUAUGAAGAGCCACAGGAUUUUGGACUCCGAUUACCCUGUAAUUACAUGUACUACAGAAAUGCUGUGAUUUUCAGAGCACACUUACACUCAACAUCUUAUUAGAAUAGCCUGAUGCAAUAACUAUACUGCUAAACAGACACGUAGAGAGAUACGACUAUAGCGACUAACGACUAAUGACUAAAGUGAUGUGUGGUUAUAAAUGGCAAUGUGCGAGACGCAGAGCUCACAGGACUCAUUUACAUUGUUUUAAUCUUCUGUCUGAAAAACGUGCUGCAUUUUGAGGAGAUUUAACAAGUACCAAGGAGUUGUGUUCAAUGACAUAACUGAUUUUUUUCAUGUUUUCAGUAAUGUUAGUUUUACUUAAUGCUGGAAUCAGAUAUGCAUUUUGAAAUACUGUACUGUCUGUAAACGUAUCUUGCUUAAGAAAUUAGUUCAGAAAAAAAAAUCUAGUACAGAGUAGUUUUUCUGUUCUGGGGAUAGCAUACUGUGACUUUAAUCCUCCAAAACAAGAACCUGCGUGUUUAUCUGAAAAGGACUUCCAACCAGUUUAUCUAUAAAUCAACAUGUCUCAUUGGCCUUUCAAAAGAGGAGCAUGUCUGAUUCCAAACAAAAGAUUUUUGAUUUACAGAUGUAAAACUACAUUUCAUAUUAAUGUUUGUUAAUGAUUCUGAAAGGUAGAAUGUUUUAAAUCCCAUCACACUAAAAUUAUGGAAUUUAAAUGUACAAAAUACACAGUAAAAAAUAAAUACAAUUCAGUUUUGCUGUAAAUAUGCCAGAAAAGCAAUAUUGAAGUGCAGAUUUCAAUUUAUAAAUGCAAAUUGCUUGGGGGUGAAUAAUGAGGAAUAUUUUUAACAUCAUUUAAGCAUUUUGUGCUUUUCUGCCUAAAAUCCUUAUUUACUAAAUAAUCUGCAAUGAGUAACUAAUCAUGCAUUAAUUUUUUUAUAUAUAUAUAUCUUGGUGUCAAAAUGUUAAUCAUUUUUGAUUAGGCUGAAACACUCCAAUAUCUUGUUUGUAUUUGGUGUAAUAAACUUUUAUAUUUUCA
Lepisosteus oculatus (spotted gar) is the source of this 2913-nucleotide messenger RNA. RefSeq names its product V-type proton ATPase subunit C 1-A. The record is from RefSeq and is a predicted model, not a curated record. NCBI's taxonomy places the organism in Eukaryota, Metazoa, Chordata, Actinopteri, Semionotiformes, Lepisosteidae. Gene Ontology annotation, biological process: proton transmembrane transport. Gene Ontology annotation, molecular function: proton-transporting ATPase activity, rotational mechanism. Gene Ontology annotation, cellular component: vacuolar proton-transporting V-type ATPase, V1 domain; lysosomal membrane.